ACCUGGAGAUUGAAGAAUAGUAUAGCAUGCGAACUAAAAGUUAUCAUAAUAACAAUUUAUCUAUAGUUUGCAAAAAAAACGUUUCAUAACUUUUUCAUGAUGAUCAUUGUAUUCAAAUUCAUGAAAACUACAAUGUGCUGGUUUAAAUGUUAAGCGUGGCAUCUUAAUUGCAAAUCUGCAGAGAUUAUUUUUUUUCUUGAUUACUCAAGAGGAGCUGAUUAAUGAUAAAUAGUUAUUGUGUGUUCAUUUCCUUUUGGUGCUGGCAAUUGAUCCCUUAUUGACUGGAUAAGAGUAUUAGUGUACCACGAUUGAAAUAAAAAUGACAAAUUUACUUUCCACAUUUUGGUUUAUCAUAACCCUGGUUGGAGCUUUAAAAGCUCAAAACACUUCAAUUGCACCAACCUCACCAACUUUGCCAAAUUCAACGACUACGACUACGGCUAAUCCCAUUGUUGCUACUUCCCCGUCAAACGACAUUCCAAUAGGUACGACUUCAGACGAGUCUCCAACGCUACCCGUUGGUUCUACAACGAUGAGCACCGACCCAACGACCACACCAACGACAGAAGCACCCGAUCCUAAAUUUAACUUUGAAGACGAAGAGGAAGAAAAUUUUCAAGCAGAUUUGUCUGUUCUGCUACCUUCGACCUAUGUCCCAUAUCAACUUCCUGUCGUAGACAGCUCCCAAUUCAUCCCGGUCUUUGUUUCCCUGUUUAUCACAUCAGUAUCAGAUAUUGAUGAACAAGGGGGACAAAUUACAAUUGAUGCACAUUUCUCCAGGAGAUGGCUCGACUAUAAAAUAUCCAAGCGGAUAACGGGUCCUUUAAAAAAUGUCACGCUUGGAUCAGAAGCACUGGAUAAGAUUUGGAAACCUGAUAUUUUCUUCGAUGGGACGCCAUCCCAGGAAAAAGAUGCGGCCGAGGCAACUCAAAAAACUGUAAAAGUUUUAUUCAACACAAAUAACUUGAAAGACGCACAAAUCGCAUUCUCAGAAAGAACAAGGUUAAAAUUGGAUUGCUCAAUGGAAUUUCAUUACUAUCCAGCAGACACACAAAUCUGCACAUAUAACUUGAGAAGCUUUAGUUACAAGCAAAAUCGAUUAAAACUAUUUUGGGAAACUCCGAAUGCUGUAUUUCUUCGAGAUACAGGACACCCUAAUUUCGACCUACUAAUUGAAUCAGUUUGGCCCAGAAUCGCUGUAAAUGGAAGCAACAAACUAUUUGUUGAGGAAACUUUUGAUCCUUACCGAAGAGGAAACUAUUCUGCCUUAACAUUCACUAUCAAAGCUAGACGAAAAAUCUCGUAUCAUUUGGUACAAACGUAUCUACCAAGCAUACUCCUUGUUUUAAUGACCUGGUUAUGUUUUCUCCUACCCGCAAGCAUGGUUGAAGCUCGGAUUGGCAUUUCGAUGACAACGGUACUAACCUUGACAGCAAUGUUCGCCGCAGUACGAGAACAAGCACCCUCGGUUUCAUAUUCUAUGGGCAUCGAUAAAUGGAUGGUGUUUUGCAUUUUCGUUGUGUUUGUUUCACUGCUGUUGUUCACAUCCAUUUUUUGGAUGAAGAACAAGGCAAAGAAAAAUAAAAACUCUGAUGACGAUGAGGACAAAAGUGUAUCUCGUCACGGAGAUCAACCACCCCCGUCCUCCAUAGUAGAAGUUAAAAGGAAAUAUAGCCUACUUUUACGAUUUACAAAAUAUUAUGCUUUCUUUGUAUUUGCGCUGGCCUUCGUGACCUUCGUAGUUGUUUAUUGGUGGUGGCUUUUGACAUUUUCCAAUUAUUUUGACUGGAACCCGACUCAAGAAUUCAAUGCUGUUGAGGACGAUGACACCGAGACCAUGCAAAAGCCGUACUUUCACUAUUAUCGCUAUCUCAUUGAAGACGCAGCCCUUCUAUUUAAUUCGGACAUUUAUCAUCCCGCGUCAAGAGACACAUUACGAAGGGUUUUUGGCCUGGUGCAUUAAUUAAUUGACGCACGGUUUAAAUUUACCCACUACAGAAGUAACCAGGUUCAAUAAACUAAAAUUAGAUGGGUAUUUUCACAGUGUUUUUUUUUAUAUGCAUGUAAGUCUCCUAGGAUUUCCCAGCUCAACAAUUGGGCAUUUUAUUUUUAUCUCCGCUUAAAGCGCACUGCACACAGGGUCAUUUUUAGUAACCCUUUGUUUAUCAAUGCAUGCAUUUAAGGGCAUAUGUGGUAACAAACUUGUCUAUUUCUGUUUGGAAAAUCCUGUCCUCUUGAAAGGAAUAUUUUUUUUUACUUUCCUAUCCUUUUUUUAUGGAAUUUCCACAAAAACGUUGCAACCUUACAGUAUGUCAAAAAAUACCCUUUAAGUACCAGAUCCUUCAGGUAUAAAAGAGCAACAUCAACUUUUCUCUCGCAUCAUUGAAAUAUAAACCAGACACGAGCAAGCUACAAUUUCUCAUCGAAUAACAUUAAAGUUUCACCAAACAAUUUGUAUUUCUUACCAAAAUGAAUUCCCGAACCAGUUUCAUCUCCCUGCUUAUCGUAGCGUUGAUAGUGUCUGCCAUCUCAUUUCCACAGGACUCAAAAAUGGUCUCAAUUGGUGAUGUGGACUCCUCGAAGCCAUCGCCACUUGUUCCCAGCUUGCGGAAAGCUAGGUAUUUCUAUCCUGGUUACGGUGGAUAUUACGGCGGAUACGGAGGUUAUCCAGGAGGAUACUAUCCUGGUGGGGGAUUCGGGCUGAGUCAAUCAAAUGCUGCAGCUAGCGCAAGUGCUAGUUCUGGAAGCUCUGGGCUUGGAAUUUAUGGAUAAAAUAUCAAGUGGGGACUUCGGGAGUCAUCCGCAUCCACAGAGACCGAGGAUGAUAUAUGUAUUUAUUAUUAAUAAUAUGAUAUAUUUGCUCAGUGUAUUCAACCAAUUGGUGCUAUUGUUCAAUAAAGAGUCUUAAUUAAUUGUC
Molecule: messenger RNA, 2917 nt
Organism: Folsomia candida
Lineage: Eukaryota; Metazoa; Arthropoda; Collembola; Entomobryomorpha; Isotomidae
Product: glutamate-gated chloride channel alpha
Exons: 14
Coding region: 320-1963 (547 amino acids)
Biological process (GO): regulation of membrane potential; chemical synaptic transmission; chloride transmembrane transport
Cellular component (GO): membrane; synapse; neuron projection
Molecular function (GO): extracellular ligand-gated monoatomic ion channel activity; transmembrane signaling receptor activity; chloride channel activity
Source: RefSeq, a predicted model, not a curated record